AUGUGCAGCGCAGUGCUUCUUCUGGUCCUGUUAUUGCUUCUGGUCACCUUUGCGUACAACAUAACUUUUCAUCCCCUCGCAGACGUUCCGGGUCCCAGGUUAGCUGCGAUCUCUAGUACCUGGCUCGCUUCUCACGCAAAGAACGGGCGCCUGGGCGAAUUGGGGCGUACGCUGCAUAGUCAAUACGGACCGGCUGUCCGAGUCGCCCCGGAUCAAGUAUGGUUCAACAGCAGGGCUGCCUUCAAGGCCAUCUAUCGCCCUGGAAGUGGCUUUGAAAAGUCGGAUUACUAUCGUCAGUACCAUCCACUGGGCCUUCAAAUCUAUUCCAAUAAUGAUGACGUGGGAAACUGA
This is a messenger RNA of Geosmithia morbida, 351 nucleotides long. RefSeq names its product Cytochrome P450. The coding region runs from base 1 to 351 and encodes 116 amino acids. Gene Ontology annotation, molecular function: heme binding; monooxygenase activity; oxidoreductase activity, acting on paired donors, with incorporation or reduction of molecular oxygen. The transcript has 2 exons. The record is from RefSeq and is a predicted model, not a curated record. NCBI's taxonomy places the organism in Eukaryota, Fungi, Ascomycota, Sordariomycetes, Hypocreales, Bionectriaceae.